This is a messenger RNA of Neopelma chrysocephalum (saffron-crested tyrant-manakin), 732 nucleotides long. RefSeq names its product E74 like ETS transcription factor 5 (gene ELF5). The record is from RefSeq and is a predicted model, not a curated record. Gene Ontology annotation, biological process: cell differentiation; regulation of transcription by RNA polymerase II. Lineage: Eukaryota; Metazoa; Chordata; Aves; Passeriformes; Pipridae. Bases 1 to 702 code for a protein of 233 amino acids. Gene Ontology annotation, molecular function: DNA-binding transcription factor activity, RNA polymerase II-specific; sequence-specific DNA binding. Gene Ontology annotation, cellular component: nucleus. The transcript has 5 exons.
AUGCUGGAGUCAGUAACUCAGAGCACAUUUCUACCAAACACAAUGGUUUGCGAAACCCUGAUGUCUUCGACAGGACUAAUUGGGACUACCGAAGAUGUCUAUACCGCCUGUGAUCAUCAAAGAGAUCCUAAUUCUUUCUGGACAUCUAUCCACCCAGAAUACUGGAGUGAGCACAACGUCUGUGAGUGGUUGCAGUUUUGCUGCGACCAGUACAAAUUAGAUGCCAACUGCAUUUCCUUUCCCCACUUUAAUAUCAACGGCUUGCAGUUAUGCAACAUGACUCAAGAAGAGUUCCUAGAAGCUUCAGGCAUUUGUGGUGAAUUCCUGUAUUUGAUCUUACAGAAUAUCAGGAUGCAUGGCGUUUCCUUUUUUACUGAUGCAGAAGUAACAAAGCCAUCAAACAAGGACUACCUACAGAAUUCUCAUUUGUGGGAAUUUGUAAGGGAUCUGCUCCUUUCUCCUGAAGAAAAUGGUGGCAUCCUGAAAUGGGAAGACAGGGGACAAGGCAUUUUUCGUGUUGUUAAAUCAGAAGCCCUGGCAAAGAUGUGGGGACAAAGGAAGAAAAAUGACAGAAUGACUUAUGAAAAAUUGAGCAGAGCUCUCCGUUACUAUUAUAAAACUGGCAUUUUGGAACGAGUGGAGAGAAGGCUGGUGUACAAGUUUGGAAAGCAUGCCCAUGGAUGGCAGGAGAACAAGAUGUGAAUUGCCUCAUGUUUCCUUCUCAGUACAGAA